Messenger RNA from Cladocopium goreaui, 414 nucleotides. The record is from the annotation of a GenBank genome assembly. NCBI's taxonomy places the organism in Eukaryota, Dinophyceae, Suessiales, Symbiodiniaceae.
AUGCUGCUACUCUUGCGUCUCUUCAAGUCAUUUGCAGCUCCGCCUCGACUUCCAGUGGUGACCGACACCGUUAAAUUUGCAUAUCAGGACCUGUUGCGCUUUGGACUCGUUUCAGUGGCAGUGAUCGCGUGCCUUUGCUUGAAUGCGGUCCUUCUUUUUGGCAGAGAUGUCGAAGCAUUUGGGAAAUUUGCUUCGCUCUUUGCACAGCUCUUUUCGGAUGCUUUUCGGAGAUUGGGAUUGGGCUCACAUGGCUAUUUAAUGUUAUUGAUGAAAUUGUGGUUUACCGUUUACCAUGUUCAUGGUGCUUUGUGCUAUCAUUCUGCUCAAUAUGCUCUUGGCCAUUAUUCUGGACAACUACAUGGAUGUAAAAAGAGUCUCAGCUUCUGCUCAAUCCUUGACGGAUCAGUUUCAUAA